Messenger RNA from Cordyceps fumosorosea ARSEF 2679, 1794 nucleotides. Its product is annotated as nucleolar protein NOP58. The record is from RefSeq and is a predicted model, not a curated record. Lineage: Eukaryota; Fungi; Ascomycota; Sordariomycetes; Hypocreales; Cordycipitaceae. Gene Ontology annotation, molecular function: snoRNA binding. Gene Ontology annotation, cellular component: small-subunit processome; box C/D methylation guide snoRNP complex. The transcript has 3 exons. The coding region runs from base 1 to 1794 and encodes 597 amino acids.
AUGUCUCUCUUUGUUCUUGCCGAGACGCCAGCAGGCUACGGCCUGUUCAAGUCUGCGGACAAGAAACUCUUCAAAAAUGAUGACCUCGCCGCUGAACUCGGUCGCCCCGAAAAGCUCGUGGAAAUGCUCAAGCUGAAAAAGUUUGUCAAGUUCGAAAGCGCCGCCAUGGCGCUCGAAGAAGCCGCCUCUCUCAAGGAGGGCAAGAUCCCGGAACUGCUGACUUCGAUCCUCGAAGAUCUCAAGUCUGAGAAGAAGGCAUCCAUCGCCGUCGCCGACAUUAAGCUCGGCACCGCCAUCUCCAACCUCCCCGACCUGAACAUCACACCCGUUGCUGGCUCCAACACUAUGGAUGUUUUCCGUGGCAUCCGUGAGCAUCUCCCUUCGCUCAUUCCCGGUCUCGCGCAGGAGAACAUUGAUCGCAUGUCUCUCGGUCUCUCCCACUCGAUGUCUCGCCACAAGCUCAAGUUCUCCGCCGACAAGAUUGAUUCUAUGAUCAUCCAAGCCAUCAAGCUCCUUGACGACAUGGACAAGGAGCUCAACGUCUAUGCCAUGCGCACUAAAGAAUGGUACGGCUGGCAUUUCCCGGAGAUGGCCAAGAUUCUUGGUGAUAACCUUGCCUAUGCCCGUAUCGUCCUGAAGGUCGGCAUGCGUGGCAACAUCUCCUCGGCUGAUCUGUCCGAUAUUCUCCCCGAAGAGAUGGAGGCUGCUAUCAAGGCCGCUUCUGAGAUUAGCAUGGGUACAGAGAUUACCGAGGAGGAUCUGCACAACAUUCAGCUUCUGGCUGACCAGGUUCUUGUUUACACCAAUUACCGUGCAGAGCUCUCUUCCUACCUCGAGAGCCGCAUGCGUGCUAUCGCUCCCAACCUGACGGCCCUCCUUGGCUACCUCGUCGGUGCCCGCCUCAUCGCCCACGCUGGCUCUCUCCUCAACCUUGCCAAGGCCCCUGGCUCCACCAUUCAGAUUCUCGGUGCCGAGAAGGCUCUGUUCCGCGCCCUCAAGACCAAGCACGAUACGCCCAAAUAUGGUCUCAUUUACCACUCUUCCUUGAUUGGACAGGCCACCGGUCGCAACAAGGGUAAGAUUGCCCGUAUGCUUGCUGCCAAGACUGCCCUUGGCUUGCGUGUGGAUGCCCUUGGCGACUACGACGAGGAGCAGGAUGACGAGCAGCGUUCCGCGCUCGGCUUGGCCAACCGCAUCAAGCUGGAGAACCGCCUUCGCAAGCUUGAGGGCCGCCCGUUAUUGCCCAAGGGUACGAACGUCGCUCCAUCUGGUGAGAUCAUGGCUCCUGGCCAGUUCACCCUGAAAGAGACGCGCCGUUACAACGUCGACGCUGACGGCGUUGAGGAUGAGACGGAGGUUGUCACCAACGGCGAGUCCAAGAAGAGCAAGAAGGACAAGAAGGAUAAGAAGGACAAGAAGAAGAUUGAGGUUGUCGAGGAGGACGAGGAAGACGAGGAGUUGGGCGACGCCGAUAGUGACGAGGACGUUUCCACACCCAAGGUUCCUAAGCUGUCAAGCUCCGAGUACGAGCGCUUGGCUGAUCUGGCGGGCCUGUCGGUCAAGAAGUUCACGCGCAAGUAUGAGCGUGGUGACAUCCAGGUUGAGAACGGAAAGCCCCGCGUCUUCUCGAAGAAGGAAAUGAAGAAGCUCCGCAAGGAGGCGACCUCCACACCCACCAAGGCGGCUGCGGACGAGGGCAAGAAGAAGAAGCGCAAGCACGACUCGGACGACGAAGACGAGGCGGAGUCAAAGAAGGAGAAGAAGCAAAAGAAGAAGAAGCGCUCCGAGGCUUAG